GAUCAACAGGCAACAACAAGUCGCUGAAGAAUCGGUUUAAAACUCUCCCAUAAUUUACGGUUGCUGAGAUAAUCUUCCUCUACAAUAAUUAAGUACUCACUGAUUGCUUAAAAGAUGGUCGCUGGGAUAUUUGUGCUCCUGCUGCUGGCUGCCUUUUUCCAGGUUGCUGUCACGCAGAUGUCACUUCUUAAUGAGAGUCGCGAUACACAAGCACUAUUGAGCGGUGGUGUAGAAGCUGUGUUGGCCGCAGUGUCGGAGCCUCGCUGUUCCGUCAUGUACUUCACAGACGGCGCCUCAACCCUCAGCACUUUGGCUAAGCGUGACCAUCAACAAGGGAUGCCCUGGAGUGUGUCAGUGUUCGAAGUGGCACCAGAUAGUCAGGGCCCUAACAUGUCGCUGACGCAGCUCUCCGGGGUGGUCAAGGAGGCUCAGCGGGUGCGGCAGGUGUCGUGGUGCGUGACGGUGGUGGUGGUGAGCGACGACCUCGCCUUCCUCGCCACCUUCGCCCAGUGGUCCCUCAAGGGCCGCCUCCUGGUGUCGUCGACAAGGCUUCUGGUCCUCACCGACGACUCUCUGUUGAACCAUCCAACCCUGAGUGGGAUCUACUCCAAGAUUAACGCCAUGAUGCUCGUCGUAAAAGUACUCCACAGUUAUAAUGAGUGCAGUGUGUACAUGCUGGUGCCAUACAGUCCCCAGGGAGCCCAGGCGCUGAAGGUGGCCUCCUGGACGCCCCACCGAGGCCUCACCCUCACCUCCAGCCUCCCUCUCUUCCCUGACAAGUUCUCUAAGCUCUCCAACGGCCCACAUCUAGUGGUUGUCAGUGAAACGUAUCCUACACACGAACCUAUGAUGGUUGACGACCCCAAGACGCCAGGAAAAAAAGUUCUUCAAUUCUUCAGUGCCAUGGCGAAGGUUCUUGAACUUUUAGCUGACACAACAAAUUUUACGUAUACGCAUGUGAGACCUCCGGAUGGUAUAUGGGGAUCCCAGCAGAAUGAUGGGUCCUGGUCGGGUAUGGUGGGAAUGGUGAGCAGGCAGGAGGUGGACAUUGGUCUUGGCCCCUUUGCUAUCGAUGCUCAGUCAGCUGCGGUUGUGGACUUCACGUGGCCAGUGACAAUAGAAUACAUUAGGAUCCUAGGAGGUCGAGGUCGGGCGGAGGUGGACCCGUGGGGUUUCCUCUUCCCUCUGGACCCGCUGGUGUGGGCGUCCAUCUUGGGGGCGCUACUGGUGCUGCCUCUUGCGGUGUUCCUCAUGUCCUCAUGCACUUCCAUUAAGACUCCGGUCCAAUUUAUGGACGAGACAUUCAACUUUACAUCACUAAUUCUAAAUCAAGGAUAA
Procambarus clarkii (red swamp crayfish) is the source of this 1338-nucleotide messenger RNA. The record is from RefSeq and is a predicted model, not a curated record. Lineage: Eukaryota; Metazoa; Arthropoda; Malacostraca; Decapoda; Cambaridae.